Suillus clintonianus is the source of this 604-nucleotide messenger RNA. RefSeq names its product dolichol-phosphate mannosyltransferase subunit 3. The record is from RefSeq and is a predicted model, not a curated record. Lineage: Eukaryota; Fungi; Basidiomycota; Agaricomycetes; Boletales; Suillaceae. Gene Ontology annotation, biological process: GPI anchor biosynthetic process. Gene Ontology annotation, cellular component: dolichol-phosphate-mannose synthase complex; endoplasmic reticulum membrane. The transcript is spliced from 3 exons. Bases 61 to 348 code for a protein of 95 amino acids.
CUCAUCGACAUCUAUCAUUCGCCAACCCGCUUUUUGCGAGGACACUCUAUUGUAUUGAAAAUGGCUCGCUUGCAUCGAGUCUCAAUAUACUCCUCUGUCCUUAUUUCGAUCUAUCUACUGAUGUUGUUUGAGGUCCUGUCUAUACCACUCAUUGACACGGGUGUAGCGCAAGAAAUCCUUCCAGUCAUUCCGUGGUGGCUUUUGGUGUCAUUCGGGUCGUAUUCCCUCUGGAGUCUCGGCUGGGGGGUAUUCACGUUCCGCGACUGCCCCGAGGCGUAUCACGAAUUGCUGCAGGAGAUCAACGAAGCCAAAAACGAUCUCCGAACUCGGGCUGUCACUGUCGACUGAGGCGACUCCUUCACACAUUUCUACAUUUGACUCAAAAUACGUGCAGAUGUAAUCUAUAUUCGACUCAAAUACCAGUCCCAUGAGCCCCUCUUUCGUUUUCUUCUCGUUCCUAAGUUUGGUUCAGAUGUAUAGGACAUUGACGAGAUGCGUCCGACGGGCAUUCAACAUCCUUGGUCACUUACCGACGACUCACACUCAGAGAUAUUGAGAUUUGGAGACUGAUCCCGUGUAGACCUAGCUUUUUUUCCGUUGUUCC